UCAGCUUCGCAUUGGUGGUGUUGUCUUGUGCAAGUGAUUUUCAGCUUAUUAAUAGAAUUGUUAAGUAAACAGUUUAGAAAGUAAGAUGAAGUAAAAGUUUUGAGGAAUUGAAAGAAGAAUCGAAGAAGAAGGGUCAAAGAGCAUAGAAACAUAAUAGAUAAUGCGAACCCUUUGCGACGUAUGCGAGAGCGCCGCUGCCAUUCUCUUCUGCGCCGCCGAUGAGGCUGCUCUCUGCUCUGCUUGUGACCAAAAGAUCCAUAUGUGUAAUAAACUUGCUAGCAGACACAUUCGGGUUGGCCUUGCUGACCCCACUGAUGUUCCACGCUGUGACAUAUGUGAAAAUGCACCUGCUUUCUUUUACUGUGAGGUAGAUGGUAGUUCGCUGUGUCUGCAAUGUGAUAUGAUUGUGCAUGUUGGUGGUAAAAGAACUCAUGAAAGAUAUCUUCUAUUGAGGCAAAGAGUUGAGUUUCCAGGUGAUAAACCUGCCCAAAUGGAAGAACUAGGGCUGCAACCACUGGAUCAGAAUGAAUUUAGGAGGGAUGAAAAUCAGUUUCUCAAGCUAAAAACAAGAGAAAUUCAGCAGAAUCACAGUAUCUUGCCUGUUCCAAGACAAGAAAAUAAUAUCGAUGGUCAUAGAAAAAUUGAUAAAAAGUUAAUUGAUCUGAACACCAGGCCAUUGCGGUUAAAUGGACCAGCACCAAACAACCAGGAACAAGGUAUGGAUAUUUUAAGAGGCAGUAAUCAUGAAUUUGCAAGUGUGCCACCAGUUGAAUCCUACAAACAAGGGGCUGAGAAGUAAUAAAGACCAAAUCAAUGAGGGGAAAUAGUUACUUUCAUACGAAUGAGAUGCAUAAUGAAGGUCGCUUAAAGUCGCUGGUAUAUAUCAAGUUUUCUUAAAGCAGCUUAUGUUAACUACAUCCUUAGCAUUUUGGUUUGUUAAACUUAGUCUGACAACAGAGGAACUGUUGGUCAUAUAACUUCAUGAUAUUUAUUACAUGUCUACAUAUUAUAUAUGAUUAAACCCUCAAAUUAUUUAAA
Messenger RNA from Vigna angularis (adzuki bean), 1038 nucleotides. Its product is annotated as B-box zinc finger protein 18. Gene Ontology annotation, cellular component: nucleus. The transcript is spliced from 6 exons. NCBI's taxonomy places the organism in Eukaryota, Viridiplantae, Streptophyta, Magnoliopsida, Fabales, Fabaceae. Gene Ontology annotation, biological process: photomorphogenesis; regulation of DNA-templated transcription. Bases 161 to 799 code for a protein of 212 amino acids. Gene Ontology annotation, molecular function: zinc ion binding. The record is from RefSeq and is a predicted model, not a curated record.